Messenger RNA from Rhodotorula toruloides NP11, 927 nucleotides. RefSeq names its product pyruvate dehydrogenase kinase, putative. The record is from RefSeq and is a predicted model, not a curated record. Lineage: Eukaryota; Fungi; Basidiomycota; Microbotryomycetes; Sporidiobolales; Sporidiobolaceae. The transcript is spliced from 3 exons. Bases 1 to 927 code for a protein of 308 amino acids.
AUGCCCGGCCAGCCUGCUACAGUCAUCGCCCGCUGGUCUGCAGCCAAUCCACAGACCAGCGUCCCGCUUCUGGGCCGCUCGCUCACCGUAACCCGAUCAGGCGUCUCGCUCGGCAGGAGGGCUGUCCAGAUACGUGCGCUGCGACUACCGGCGAGCGAGGCGAAUGGGAAGGAAGGGCGGAACAUGUACGUCGUGCGGGCGCUCGACGGGAACGCAGAGAAGGUCAGCGUGUUUGUCGAGGAUCCUGCGGUACCCGCUGUGACGAGCGCAAAGGGCAAAGGGAAGGCGGAACCGAACGAAGACGACGAUUUAAUGAUCGUGGAACCCGAGGCGAAGAAGGAGAAGGACGACUCGCCUGCGCACACACGCUGGACCUAUUCGUCUAUCGCCCUUCCCUCGUCCUCCUCGUCCGCCAACUCUCCGCUAAUCAACACCGUCUUCGACACUUUCAUUCAACGAGCCCUCUUUGCGCCGGCGCAGCCUGGACCACCCACCGGGCAGAGGGACAGCUCUUACUGGCAGCCGCGAGCGCAGUACAUCGCUAUCGAAGGCUACACGUUUUCCGUUGGAGCGGCUGCGGGCUCAGCAGGCGAAUGGGAGGUCAAAGUCGGCAGUGUGCUAUUGAAGGGCGGAACAGCAAGCGGAACAACGAAAGGCUGCGUCGUCGAGGCUACAUAUCUACCCGUUCCUCACUUACCCGCCAACUCGACCUUCAUCAAAGACUUCCUCCUCUCGCUCUUCCCACCCGCCGCCGUCCAGAACAACGAGAUCGAGUUCCUUCAGCUCGGCGAGGACGAGUUCCACGAAGCCGGUAUGCUGGACUCUCACGAACCGAGCGAGGGCGAGGAGCCGGGCGAGUGGGAGUGGCAGGACAAGCAUUCGACCUAUACGCUCGUACAGCAGUUCAAGAAGGAAGGACUCCUCUAG